Messenger RNA from Chiroxiphia lanceolata (lance-tailed manakin), 3035 nucleotides. RefSeq lists its product as uncharacterized. The transcript is spliced from 5 exons. NCBI's taxonomy places the organism in Eukaryota, Metazoa, Chordata, Aves, Passeriformes, Pipridae. The record is from RefSeq and is a predicted model, not a curated record. The coding region runs from base 894 to 1634 and encodes 246 amino acids.
AGAGGCCACAUAAGAGUGUCUGUGCACAGAGGGAGAGUCCUCCAGAGCCAACAAGAAAUUAUGAAGUUAUGGGAGAAGAGAUAGUGGUGCAAGGGGCUGUCAGAAACGUCCUGUCCAGUCUUAGCCUUAGCCUUGAGCUUCCCUGUGAAAGAAAGGAUUAACCUUUUCCACACACUGCACUGCCCAGGGGACUGAUGGACUCUGGACAUCGCUGGUUUUCAGUGAUCAGGGCAGCACUUCCAAGAGGGAAUCUGGCCCUCAGCUGUGGAUAUCUGCAGAAUAUUCUUCUGCAGGGAAUACAGAAGGUGGUUUCACCUGAGGGUGAGCUCUGCGGUCAACAGUGUGCCGGGUGGGAGACAGCCAAAAUAAAUCAAGAAUGAUGUGUCAUUCCCAUUUUUGUUUCACAGCUAAAGAUGUUGUAUUGGGACACAAAGAUCCCACCAGAGGUUAUCCAGGACAGGGCAAAACUCUAUUACAUAGUUCAACAUAGAACCAUGACAGGUACCUGUGUGUAUCAAGAGGCAGAAGUGUCCAGGAAAUUAUUUUUGCUAUAUUAAAUAAAAUGUCUCAAAAGAAAGAAAAAAGAAAAGAAUCAAUAAUUUACUGAUUACCAUCAAAAACAAUGAAUGCAAUGUUGUAGGAUUGUAUUAAUCAAAACCAAGUGGGUUUGGGACAGAAUAUAUCAUAGAAUCACAGAAUGGUUUGGGUGGGAAUGGACAUCAGGGACUGUGCUGAGCUUGGCUCUGCCCCUGUGCUGGGGGACACGGACACUCCAUGAGGGUUGUUUUUUCCUGUCUUCUCCCUCUGAUGAAUCACCACUCGAGGUUUUUCAGAAUUCGUGAGGCUGUUUGCAAAAGAAAAGGGAACUCCCUCUCCCUCAUCACUCCCUUUCUAUGCAAGACAACACCAGGAAACUCCAGCGUUUUAUUUGGUGCAAAACAGUGUCCCAAAUUCAAGGUAACUCUGAUCAAAGUCUCCUUAAAGCAGGGGGGACUGGAAUGAUGAAUGAGUUCUCAUGGAAAAUGAUUAGAGUGCGGCCGAGAAAGCUCCAACUUAAUGACUCAGGAGAAUAUCAACUCGAGACCUAUUUCCAGGGGAGAAACAAACCACGGAAUAGCACCAAGCUGGAAGUUUUGGAGGAAUAUAGGUCUUUGGAUACAGAUUCUGACCCCAUUAAAGGGGACAUUGCCACAGAUGACACCAAUAAGGAGCAGAGCAGUCUCCAUGCCCUCGUGGUGCUGAGCUCCUUCCUGCCCACCACUGCUCUGGUUGCAGCUGUUCUCUUCCUCCUCACCACCUACAUCAGAAUGAAAAGAGCAGGAAAAGGGAUGGACACUGGCAAACAUCCUGCUUUCAGACAGAGAGUACUGCAGCUCAGAGGACACGAAGGGAGCGGGAUGGCAGAAGGGGAACUGAGCAGGAGCACAGUCUAUGCUGUGAUCAGGCCCCAGCCGCAGCCCAGGCCCGAGGAUGUUCUGUAUGCCAACGUACAGCCUGUUCCCAAGGUUUUCUUCCACCUGCAGGAACCGCCGGGAAGUUCGGCCUCCUCAGGGCCUGUGGAAUACGCGACUGUUCUCUUCAGAACCACAGCCCCACAUCCUGACACUGCAACAGAGAAAAACAGCUUCACCUGAAGAAAGCAGCACAAAGCCUCGGGCUUGUUCGCUGAAUUUUGCAGAACUGCACUUAAAAUAACACGUUUGUACCCAGCUGCUGAAGGUGGGCGAUGGGGUGAGGGGCAGAAGCAACUGAAAGGACACACGUGGGUGCACAAACCUUCCCUGGAAAACAACCUCACUUUUCUAACAGCACAGCAUCGCACCCAGCUCUUGGUGGGCAAAUCCAGAAGAAAGCUGUGGUAUGUUUGCUUUUCCAAAUUGCUGUUUUUAAAUGACAUAGAACUAUAAACCCAAAUGCAGGAAACUGGUUCUGUCUGGCAGCAGCUGAUACAGCACCACGGCCAACAAGGGGCUGUGAGAUACGGGAGAUGCUUCCUUUGGACUUUCUUCAACAGCUCACUUGAGUACUCACAGAAAAAGCAUUAAUUACUGCCCACUCUGAUAAGAUCCAAGUCAGCAAAGUGGUAAAAAUCUGCUUUAUUUGAAACACACGAGGUGUUUCCUGGGCUUCAGGGAAACAGACAAUGCACUUGACAUGUUUUAGUAAACAAGAGGCUUGUUGGAAAAUAUUUGUCUACUUUAUAGUAUAAACUGUCAUCAGCUUGAACAUGCAGGGGUGAAAUUUACAUUCAAAAUUAUUGAUUUGUUUUACAAAGAAAUAACUUUGUAUUUCCCUGUUUGUUGUUCAUUAACACACACCAAUGCUCCAGGAUAAACCUAGCUUGACUUUAUUAUAAACUGUUGAUCAAACUACAGAACCCUGAUAUCACGGUGAUAUGAUCAAACAUCCCUCAGGGAUUACGGAUAAAUCCCCAAAUUCAUCUUAAUUCUGUGAGCUGGAGCUGAGGAUGCUGAAUAGAACACAAAAAUAGGUUUAAAUUUUUGAUACUAAGAUUGCAAGAAAACUCCAGCCUGGGCACUGGGUGGCAAAGGAGAGAAGGAAGGGGAAAAAGCAGGGAAUACACCUAUGGACUGUAUAAACUCUGUGAGUUAUAUACCUGCCCGUGAGUGCUUGUGAGAUUCUGAGGGUGAGACAGAAGUAAAUUCUGUUGACUGCUCUGAUGUGGCUAAAAAAUAUCAGAUUUUUUUUCAUUAUAUCUGAGAUGAUUUUGUUAUUCUACUGCAAAUUUUAUGAAAGCAAAGCUAGAAAAUUACAUCAUAAUAGUUAAAGAAACAUAUUUCUGGCUUCCCAAACAGCCUUGCAUGAUUGUUCUCUUCCUGUCCCAGCUUCCCAUUCUCUGUUCUUACAUACUUGUUAUUUCCUUUUUUCUUUGUUUUUUUUUUUUUUUACGAUCAUCACUGUAUUGACCAAUUCUGGAAAGAACAAAUGACACUCACCCUUGUGCUUUGGCGCAUUUUUGAGAUGGCAGAAGCGUUGGUGUGGGGUCGAUACCGUUAAGUAUUUCCAGUACUGUA